GCAGCGAGAGCUAUCCUAUAUAAUACGCACCCCACGGCCAAAGAUCCAUCCAACCCCAUUUCACAGCAUCCAUCCAUUCCAGAGCAAUAACAGCUUCCUGACUUCCCAUCUCAUCUCAUCGAGUGUUUUUCGAUCGGUUGCCAAUGGCGGACAUAGCGAUGCUGGUGGCCGACGAGGCGUUCGAGAAGAGGCUGCAGCGAGGGGCGCCCUUCGCCGGCGCCGGCGAGGAGGCGUCCAAGGGACGGGAGAACUUCGGGGCCGUGACCAAGGUGUGGGGCUCCUGGGCGUCGGGGGUCAAGGUGCGCGUCGCGCUGCUCGUCAAGGCCGACCUGGUGGCCGAGCCCAAGACCCCGGUCGCCCUGGCAGCCUUCGACGGCUUCUUCUCUGCUUGAUGAGUGUGAAUUAAUUCGGAGGAGUUUACCGUGUGGAGUACCUCCCCCCCUUAAACCAGUGUCAUGGAACUCCGAUUUGUACAUAACCGUGUGCUUUACUGAUUUGCAACAAAGAGAAGUACACUUUUUGAA
Triticum dicoccoides is the source of this 524-nucleotide messenger RNA. RefSeq lists its product as uncharacterized. The record is from RefSeq and is a predicted model, not a curated record. The coding region runs from base 144 to 392 and encodes 82 amino acids. The transcript has a single exon. NCBI's taxonomy places the organism in Eukaryota, Viridiplantae, Streptophyta, Magnoliopsida, Poales, Poaceae.